This is a messenger RNA of Stomoxys calcitrans (stable fly), 1808 nucleotides long. Its product is annotated as hornerin-like. NCBI's taxonomy places the organism in Eukaryota, Metazoa, Arthropoda, Insecta, Diptera, Muscidae. The transcript has 3 exons. Bases 1 to 1710 code for a protein of 569 amino acids. The record is from RefSeq and is a predicted model, not a curated record.
AUGGAUCUUAGCUAUGGAUCUUCCGGAAGCUCUGCUUUUGACAGCAGUUCUAAAUUUUCUGCCGGUUCGACCUUUGGUGCUAGCCAGGCGGCCAACCUAGCCGCCUCUUCUACAUCCGGUUUUGGUUCGGAAUCUUCCUUCACUAGUGGAUCAAAUACUGGAUCAUCCGUUGUGAUUCCUAUUGUUGGCGGUACUUCUGGGGGCCAUGAAUCGUAUUUGCAUGAAGAGCGUCGCUCCGAAAAUCAAGUUGCCACUCCCAUUACCUACACUGCUCCUUCGGGUGGCUCGGAAAAAUACUAUCACCAUGAGGAGCGCCGCGUAACCAGUGCUGCUACACCGAUGGUCUACCCUGUAUCCUCUGGAGGUACUGAAAAAUACGUGCAUCACUCCGAGAAGCGUGUCCAAACUUCUGCUCCAGUCAUCCAGUUUGCUCCUUCUUCCGGUGGCGAAAACUACAUUCACCAUGAAGAGCGUCAUAUAGAGCAACAACCCCAAGUUUUAUAUACGGCACCCUCCAGUGGAGGUUCGGAAAAGCUUUUCCACCUCGAAGAACACCGUGUGCAACCCGAACCCAUUACAUUACAAAUUCCCUCUGGCGGCAUGGAGAAAUACGUCCACCAUGAAGAACGCCGUGUCCAGAAUCAAGCCCCAGUUAUUCAAUACACUGCUCCUUCUGGUGGUUUGGAGAAAUAUAUUCACCAUGAAGAACGCCGUGUCCAGCAGACACCAGUCCAAAUGGUUGUAGCUCCCUCCGGUGGACAAGAGUCUUACAUGAAAUACCGCAAAGUUACUUCGACUUCGUCACAGCCCCAGAUGAUCGUAUCCAGUCCCUCGUCAUCUUCAUCGUACCUUCACCAACAAUCAUCGUCAUCUGCCAACUCAGGUUCCCAAUUGGGGGCACUUGUAAGCGGUGGUCUUACCAGCUCCACAAACUCGAACUCUGGUUUUGGUUCAUUAACCAGUGGCUCCAUGAAUUCUGGAUCAUUGACCUCUGCGUCAUCUAACUCCAUGUUCAAGUCCGGUUUCGGUCAGCAAGCUUCGACUGGCUUUGGUGCAGGCAUGAAUAGCGCCGCUAUGACUGAUUCAUCGGCUUUCGGCUCUCAGUCAAAAUUCGGCUCUUCAUUUGGCUCGGAAUCCAAUUUCAAUUCCAAAUUCGGAUCUCAAUUUGGCAGCUCCUUUGGAGGUUCGUCAACCGCAUCUUCCUCUGGAUUGAGCAGCUAUAUGGCAGAAGCUGAACGUCUAGCUAAAAUGCAAGUGCAAGGAAUGAAUGUCGGUGGCACACGCACUGGUGGUAGCCAAUUCAACUCAAAUUUUGAGAGUGGUAUGAUGGGAGGUAGUAUUGGUGGUUUUGGUGGCACUGCUGCUCUUGGCACAGGUGGCACUGCUGGUUUUGGUACUACAGCUGGUGCAGGUGGUUUCGGCAGCACUGCUGGUCUAAACGCUGGUGCAGGAGGUUUCGGUAGCGCUGCUGCUCUCAAUGUAGGUGCUGGCGGUGCUGGCAGUGGUUACAAAACCAAAUCCUGGGAAAAGGCAUCCAAGUGGUCAAGUCAAUCUGAGUUCGGCUCUGACGGUCAAGUAAAGAACUACAAAGAAAUGUCCACUGGCGAAAGCGAGAACUACGACAUCAACGGCCGCCGUGUAGGAUAUAAGGCUGCCACUACCACCCUUGAUGAUAAUGGCAAAUUGAGCAGCUACAGUCUCCACACAUAAGAGGUCAACAUUCUUACAUGUGUUGAUCUAAUUCGAUUUCAAUUCCGAAAUUUGAUAAGACUAUCAUUAUUAAUAAUAACAAAUAACGAAAAUAACAA